Aspergillus japonicus CBS 114.51 is the source of this 1017-nucleotide messenger RNA. RefSeq names its product putative DNA damage-inducible v-SNARE binding protein Ddi1 (gene ddiA). The record is from RefSeq and is a predicted model, not a curated record. Gene Ontology annotation, molecular function: protein binding. The transcript has 2 exons. The coding region runs from base 229 to 891 and encodes 220 amino acids. Lineage: Eukaryota; Fungi; Ascomycota; Eurotiomycetes; Eurotiales; Aspergillaceae.
CCUCGCGUGCUCGUCCCCCGAUUACCUUUCCCUGGGUCUCUACGCACUUCCAUUAGAAAUCAACCACACUUGGGAAAGGCAAACAGCUCCGUUCGAUUCUCAGCUUUUUAAAAGUACUCAUUUGCUGUCCUUUUGAAACGGCUUCAAUCCCACAUUCUUCUUUCCUCAAUACAGCUUACUCUUCCCGGCUUUGGGAGAGCUUCCCCGCAUCUACCGCUGCACAGCAUCAUGCGCAUCACGGUAAGCGUUAUUCGCCCGGAUCAGGCCGAUGCCGAUAUUAUCUCCCUCGAAGUCGGGGCGGAUAUGACCGUCGAGCUCCUGAAAGCUAUUGUUGAAAGUGAAACCUCGAUACCACCCAACGCCCAGCGACUCAUAUAUAACAAUCAACUGCUCGGUGAUGACUCCUGUACGCUUGAGCAAGUCGGCAUAGGUGAAGGGGAUAUGCUCGGUGUCCAUGUGACGCUGCGAGCACCCCCCGCGCCCACCCGGAGCAUAGGAGGAUCCAGCUCUGCUGCCGCCCAACAAAAUUUGCAGCGACGUCAGGCUAUGACCCCAGAUCCCGAGACAAUUCGCCUACAUAUUUUGGGUGACCCUCGUGUGCGGGAAGCCGUCCGAAGACAGAACCCGGAGUUGGCGGAUGCUGCCAAUGAUGCGCAGCGGUUCCGCGAGGUCCUCACCCGACAACAAACCCGUGAAGCUCAAAUGGAGGCGGAGAAGGAAGCGCGGAUUGCCAUGUUGAAUGCCGAUCCUUUCAACCCCGAAAAUCAGAAGCAGAUUGAAGAGAUCAUUCGCCAGAAUGCUGUGACGGAAAACCUCCAUAAUGCAAUGGAGCAUCAUCCGGAGUGUAAGUCGGACCUGCAAGUCUUCAUAAUUUUCGGAGCUAGUCAUUAAACAUACAGCACAGCAUUCGGUCGCGUAACCAUGCUAUAUAUCCCUGUCGAGGUCAACGGCCACAAACUCAACGCUUUUGUCGACUCCGGUGCACAGGUCACCAUCAUGUCGCCAGAAUGUGCGACC